AUGACGGGGUGAUGUUAGACUGGUGCCUAUUAAUUCCCCUCCAUUAGUUGGUGAGACAGUCUGAAGACCAGUUUGUUCUUGAACCCAAUCUUCAAUCAAGGAGAAGAUGUCGAACUGGAAGAACUACAUCAACAGUAUACUGAAGGACAAGAACGUGGAAGAUGUUGCCCUUGUGGGCCACGCCAAUAACAAGGCUGUCUGGGCAUCCAAGCCUGGUGGUAUAUUGGCUGCCAUUUCCCCACAAGAGGUCAGCACAUUAAUUGGGCAGGACCGCAAGACUUUUUUACAAACGGGCAUCACCAUCGGAGGGAAGAAAUGCUCCGUCAUCAGGGACAACCUCCUGGUCAACAAUGAUGGGGUGAUGGAUGUUAGGAUGAAAGGCGGACAAGGCAAGAGCAUCUGCAUUGGCAAAACCAUCAAGACCAUGGUGUUUGUAAUGGGCAAAAGGGGGGUCCACGGUGGAGUCCUCAACAAGAAGGUGCAUGAGAUGGAUACCUACCUGAAGCAGAAGGGGUUUUAA
Pristis pectinata (smalltooth sawfish) is the source of this 520-nucleotide messenger RNA. Its product is annotated as profilin-3-like. Bases 107 to 520 code for a protein of 137 amino acids. The transcript has a single exon. Gene Ontology annotation, biological process: regulation of actin filament polymerization; actin cytoskeleton organization; positive regulation of actin filament bundle assembly. Gene Ontology annotation, molecular function: actin binding. NCBI's taxonomy places the organism in Eukaryota, Metazoa, Chordata, Chondrichthyes, Rhinopristiformes, Pristidae. Gene Ontology annotation, cellular component: cytoplasm. The record is from RefSeq and is a predicted model, not a curated record.